This is a messenger RNA of Branchiostoma belcheri (Belcher's lancelet), 1046 nucleotides long. RefSeq lists its product as uncharacterized. The record is from RefSeq and is a predicted model, not a curated record. Lineage: Eukaryota; Metazoa; Chordata; Leptocardii; Amphioxiformes; Branchiostomatidae. The transcript has 4 exons. Bases 219 to 680 code for a protein of 153 amino acids.
UCGUCAUUUUCGGCAUCAAUACGACCUGUGCCCUCUCAAUCACUUCGCCGUAGGAUUAUUUAGGGAUCACCCAUUGUUCACACUUAACCGUGUCCUGUCCGAUGUGGAAGGGUAGAUUUUCAUAGUAAAAAUACGCUCGAUUCUCUGGUGAUUUUGAAAUUCGGCGACCCUCUGGCGACUGAAGGUUGUUGACUGUGUGACAUGUAAUUAUUGACAGGAUGGCUGCGACAAGGUUGCUGACGUGGGUUCUACCUUUAUGUUUCCUGUCUUGUAAAGCCUACUCAGUCAAGAGACCUGGCGUCAGCCGAGACGAAAACGGCGGUGACGACACCACCUACGUCAUGGCCGUGACGUAUGAGCUGCGCAAUGACGUCACCAGACACCUGCCCCCCGUGAAGCUAAGACUUGACCUGCCGGUGGGGUCAACCAUCUAUGACGUCAUGGUCGCGGCGGCACAGAAGGACUGGCGGUGUGGGUUUGGAGCAGUUCCGAACGGCCGCUGGGGUUAUAAGAUCGACUCUGUGGGCGGAGUGGCCGGGAGUUCUGAGAAGGGAACAUUCUGGUCGGUGGAGAAACCGGCUUACCAACCAAUCACGGAAGGAGUUGACAAGGUAGCUGUGACGGACGGAGAUCACGUGGUGCUCAGAUACGUCAUGGAGGAGGACAGCUGUGACCCAUGAUGUCAGGAUUCAAUAAAAAUCAUGUCAUUUUAAACGUUUUUUGAUUUAUCUACUCUAUAGCGUUUUCAAUGUAGCUUUGAUAUGCUGUAUUUUGGUUGCCCCUCACAAAAAUGAAAGAUCUACAGAGCCAACAUGAGUUUGUGCAUGUUUAUGUACAAAGUGUGAAUCACUAUGUUUUUAUGUACAAAUAUUGUGCCCUGAAACGUCUGCACAGGAGGCUAUAUGCAGCCUGGCAAUUCUGCUGGAAAACCUCCAAGCAGCUUCAAAUUUGCAAUUCUAUUGUUAUAUUUAUUGUUUUGAUUCACCGACACAGAUAAAGCCUCACAUCACCAGUAGACUACUUCACAUUUCCACCAAAAGGCACAU